ACAAGCGGCAAAAUGAGUAAGAAACAGAUGUCUUUGGAAAGUUUCUUUGCAAAGGGGAAAAGGCCCAGUGAAGAGACAGGAGAAGAGCCCAGUUCCAAGAAAAAGAAAGCUUUUAAUAGACAAUACCAGGAGUCCUAUUUGAAAUAUGGAUUUAUCCCAGUCGGUGAUUCCCACAAACCGAACCCGCUAUGUAUAGUAUGCGGCGACCGGCUCGCUAAUGAGGCAAUGAAGCCUUCAAAACUGCUUCGCCACUUGGAGACCAAGCACCCAGGAUUAAAAGACAAGCCCCUGGAGUAUUUUGAAAGAAAAAAACAGGAACACGAUGGACAGAAGAAAUUACUGAGGGCCACCACAUCAGUAAAUGCUAAUGCACUGAGAGCAUCGUACUUGGUGGCUAACCGUAUUGCUAAGGCUAAAAAGCCAUUCACUAUUGGUGAAGAACUGAUCCUGCCCUCCACUGAAGACAUUUGCCGGGAACUUCUAGGAGAGGCUGCUGUUAAAAAGAUCGCACAGGUGCCUCUGUCGGCUGGCACCGUGACUCGGCGCAUUGAAGACAUAACAGAAGACAUUGAGACACAAUUGUUGGAGAGGAUUAAUACAUCACCCUGGUACGCACUCCAGGUUGACAAAUCUACAGAUGUGUGCAAUAUCUUUAUCAGGAGGAUGUGCAUGAGAAUGUUGUGUGCACUGUUGUUGCCAACCAACACCACCGGCCCAGAACUGUUUAAGUCGCUGGAUGGUUACAUAUCAGGGAAACUGGUCCUCUGUGUCGGCAUAUGCACAGACGGAGCUGCUUCGAUGACCGGACGGCCUUGUUUAACUGCUCGGAUAAAGGAAGUUGCACCUGAAUGUGGAUCUAUACAUUGUAUCAUUCACAGGGAAAUGCUGGCAAGCCGAAAGAUGCCACCAGAGUUGAACAGUGUAUUGAAUGAUAUUGUUAAAGUUAUUAACCAUGUCAAAGCACACGCCCUUAACUCGCGCUUGUUUGAGCAACUUUGUGAGGAGAUGGACGCAGAGCACCGACGCCUCCUCUUAUACACCGAAAUAAGAUGGUUAUCCCGAGGGAAAUCGCUGACCAGAGUGUUUGAGUUACGUGAGCCGCUGCAAAGAUUUCUCUCAGAGAAGAAGUCCCCGCUGGCAGCACAUUUCAGUGACGAGGAAUGGGUCGCAAAACUGGCUUACCUGUGCGACAUAUUCAACCUGCUCAAUGAACUCAAUCUGUCACUUCAGGGGAAAAUGACAACUGUCUUCAAGUUGGCAGAUAAAGUAGCUGCAUUUAAAGCCAAACUGGAUUUGUGGGGACGGCGCGUAAACAGAAGCGUAUUGGACAUGUUUCAAACAUUAGCGGGGAUUUUGGGUGAGACUGAGCCUGAUCCGUCAUUCUCCCAGCUGGUGCACAAUCACAUGUCUUUGCUUUUAAAGCAGUUUGAGCGCUACAAAAGACCCACGAACUGGCAAGGAAUGGAUCCGCGACCCAUUUGUCAACAAACCAGGUGA
Molecule: messenger RNA, 1497 nt
Organism: Etheostoma cragini (Arkansas darter)
Lineage: Eukaryota; Metazoa; Chordata; Actinopteri; Perciformes; Percidae
Product: SCAN domain-containing protein 3-like
Source: RefSeq, a predicted model, not a curated record